Molecule: messenger RNA, 2893 nt
Organism: Camponotus floridanus (Florida carpenter ant)
Lineage: Eukaryota; Metazoa; Arthropoda; Insecta; Hymenoptera; Formicidae
Gene: Incenp
Product: inner centromere protein
Exons: 7
Coding region: 321-2756 (811 amino acids)
Biological process (GO): meiotic spindle midzone assembly; positive regulation of protein serine/threonine kinase activity; mitotic cytokinesis
Cellular component (GO): kinetochore; meiotic spindle midzone; midbody
Molecular function (GO): protein serine/threonine kinase activator activity
Source: RefSeq, a predicted model, not a curated record
UGUAAGCUACGCGGCUAAUAAUAUGUAUAGUUACUUGGUUACAAAUCUAGGGAGUGCACAUGACAUGUCAAUUUAAUGAACGAUGCUGAUUGGAUGAAUCAUAUUCGAGAGCAACCGAAACACGAACAUACCGCGAUUGAAGGCAGAUAUAGAUGUCGCUCCAACGAUCCUGGUCCUGAUUUAAAUCAAAUAGAAAAGUCGUUACCUUUUCCUUCGGUUGAAGAUCCUUCACGUGUCUUGGACGAGCCCGCCAAGAAGUGACUCAAUGUGUAACGUUUGGCUUUUGAUUCCGUGUCCGAAAAUUCCAUUCUCACUCUCUCAUGAUGAAUAUUAAAUCCAAGGAUGAGAUCCGAGAUAUAAUUAGGAAGGAUCUUUUAGAUAUUCACAAUCGUGGCGUGGAACUACGAAAGCAUCUCGAUGAGAAUUUCGAUGAUAGUUUGGCUUAUUUGCGAGCAUUGGCUUCUCAAUUGUCAAAACCUUCAUCUGGCCCGCUUGUCGCUAAGACCCCAAAGAUAACGCGGAAGAGAGCAGUUCAACGUAUUGAAACAAUACCAGAAGAUGAGGUACUUCAUCAAGAUAAUAUUUCCUCAGCGGAGUCUCUUCAAUCUAUUAAUGAGAAAAAACAUAAAAUAAGCGAAUAUGGCGCUAGAGUAAAGAGAAGUGCAUCAAAAAGAGCAGCGGAUAAAAUCAAAAAACAAUGUUCUAUUUCUCUCGCCGGUAAACUACAACCUGAUGAUAAUGUCUGUACAAAGAAGAUAAAGAGAGAAAGUCAAGUCAAGAGAAAAAAAUCUGUGAGUAGUUCGGAUGAAGAGGAUAGUAAGAGUAGUUCUAAGUAUAGUAAAGUAGAUGAUAAUCUAAGGAAAAAAUCUGAACAAGUUGAUCAACAACCUAUUGUGGCUCUUACAAAAAUUAAACAGAUUGAAAAGAUUGAAGAAAAGAAUAUUUCUGAAUCGUCAAGAUCAGUACGUUCAGAUGAUAUUGAUGAAGUAUCUAUGUAUGAAGAUGCAAUUGGAAAACCUAUUCCAAUUAUGAGUUCAACUAUAAAGUCUAGUUCUUUUCUGCCUGGAAAAUUAAUGGACGCUAUUGUGGUAUUAGAACGUUUGUCACAACCGAAAUUAAAUGAAACAGUAGUAAUACAAAAGUCACAAAAUGCAAAAACUAGACAAUCAGAAGAAAGAACAAGUAGGGAUAACUUACAAUCAAAUGAGCAAAAUAUACAAUAUAACAAUUAUAAUGAAUUAAUGACAGAUGAUGAAUCAUCACCUGAAUUAAAGGAACGAAAGAAGCAGAUUACUAAGGAAAAAAAAUAUAUAACAUCUAAUGAGGAUGAAAUUCCUAAUACACCAAUGAAAACACUUUUUAAAAACAUGAUUACAUCCACAGUCGCGCACGAAACUAAACAUGGAUACAAAUCGAGUGCAUUAUUUAGUCCUUAUGCAAAAGAGACUGUAAAGAAGCGUGUUGAAGCUUUUGAGCAAGCAGUAAUGUAUAGUCCCAAGUCAGUCGAUGUAGACAUUCCAACUAGAGUAACUAGAACAAAAACUCGUGCAAUGAUUGCUGCAGAGACUGAGGCUAAAAUGAGAAAUACAGAGAAAAAUGUUGCACAAAUGUUAGCUCGUAAGUCACUUGCAAAAGCAAAGAGAAUUUCAUUAGCAAAACAAAAGAAAGGCAAUGAAGAAUUUAAAGAGAAUACGGAACAAAUGUCAGAACAAAUUGUUAAAUCAUUGUUGAAUGAUAAACCAAAUCUAAAGCAAACUCAACUGCAAAAAGUGACACCUUUAAGCAAGACAAAAAUAAUCCAGCCUUUAAUGUCUGGAAAUCGUAUUCACACUCCUUCACAUGCUCAGAAUCUUUUAAAUUAUCCGAAAACAUUAACUGCUUCUCGUACGAAUAUUGUUAGUAACAUCGAUUCCUUUAUUCAACCUCCAAAAAGUAUUAGUAAAGCUAAUUCAAUAGAGAAAUUAGAAAAAUUAGGGGAUAAAAGACGGCACGAGGAAGAUGCAAGAAAGAAGAGAGAGGAAACCUUGAGAUUACUUACAGAAGAAAAGAAAAGAAAACGACAAGAGAAAGAAUUAAAAAACAAAUUAGCAAGAGAAGCUAAGGAAAAACAAGAAUUGGAAAAACGACAGAAAGCUGAAAAAGAAAGAGAAGAAAGGGCAAAACUAGCACUUUUGAUGCAAGAAAAGCAACGCGAAGAAUUGGAGAAGAAGCGUCUUGCACAAUUGCAGCGAGCGCAAGAGAAGGAAGAACGUCGCAAACUGGAAGAGCAACAAAGAUUACAGAAACUGCAAGAACAAGAGGAAACGGAACGUUUGCUUGCCGAGCAAAAACGUCGAGAACAAGAAGCUGAGAAACGUAAGGAAGCGGAAGCGGGAGCCCAAGCUGCUGAGGCAUUAAAACAAAAAUAUCAGAUGAUUGCUGCUCAAGUUAAAUAUAACCAGGAUAAACAAGCCAAUAAUAAAAAUCAAGGUGUGACACAUUAUAUGUUGGAUAGUGAUCCUGAUGAUGAUGAAUCAGAUGAUGAAAGUAGACCGAAACAUGAGAUACCUUAUUGGGCACAGCCGCAAAUCCGUAAAACGCAACUUGCGAUACAACGACACAUUCCGCAGGAAAUUGUUUAUAAAUUUUUCGAUACUCGUAAGUGUACGCCAAAUUUAGCUGAAAUGUUUACUGGUAUAGAUAGAAAAAAAUUAGCACGUACGUCUAGUGCAAUCUGGAAAACACCACCGCGUUUUUCCAUGAUGGAAACAGAAUAAGUCAUAAUUAAAUCUAAGAUACUAUUACAUCUAUGUGAAAAACAUAAGGGCAAAUUGUUCAUUGUUAAAUCUUGAUGUUCAUAGAGCGACAAUAAUGUAUGUAUUUUUAUAAUUUGAUAAUUCAUAAUUUCCAUUUC